AUGACAUCGAAUAUCGCCGAGUCUUUGAAUGCAGCAAUCAAGGCAGCUAGGGAAUUACCAAUAACAACGCUCCUGGAAAGUUUGAGACGUUUGAUGCAAGAAUGGAGUUAUGCUAACAGAAAUAUCAUCUUUAAGAAUGAAGGUAAAUUUUCAAUUACUGCUUCAACAUCUGUUAGAGGUUUGCACAGUGUGGAAGAUGGUGAUAAAACCUUUAUAGUAAAACUUAAUGAAAGAACAUGCACAUGCUGCAGAUUUCAAUUGGAUGAAAUGCCAUGUCCACAUGCUAUUGCUAUAUUGAGCAAACUACACCAAGAACUAUAUCAAUACUGCUCAGACUUUUUCACUAAAGAAAAUAUGCUUGCCACAUAUGAAGGAGUUGUCUAUCCAAUGCCUAGCCAAAAUAAUUGGGAUUUACCUGCCAAUGUUGAAAGUAUGGAAGUUCUUCCGCCAAUAGGAGCAAUUCCAGCAGGAAGACCAAAGAAAAGAAGAAUCACAAGACCAAAUGAAAUAAAGAAGACAAAUCAGUGUGGAAGAUGCAAACAAAGAGGACAUAAUAAGAAGACAUGUAAAAAUAUACCAAAAUAA
Molecule: messenger RNA, 585 nt
Organism: Mercurialis annua (annual mercury)
Lineage: Eukaryota; Viridiplantae; Streptophyta; Magnoliopsida; Malpighiales; Euphorbiaceae
Exons: 2
Coding region: 1-585 (194 amino acids)
Molecular function (GO): zinc ion binding
Source: RefSeq, a predicted model, not a curated record